Molecule: messenger RNA, 259 nt
Organism: Phanerochaete carnosa HHB-10118-sp
Lineage: Eukaryota; Fungi; Basidiomycota; Agaricomycetes; Polyporales; Phanerochaetaceae
Exons: 1
Coding region: 35-247 (70 amino acids)
Source: RefSeq, a predicted model, not a curated record
GGGCGUAUAUAUGAGAGUAAGAAGCGUAUGCUGAAUGAAGAGCGGAGCAUAUUUCGCGAGGACCGAGCUCUUCCGGAUCGGGUGUGCGGGGUUCGGCAGGAUGGGAUCGGGAUGGUGCCUCGCCGGUAUCUCAGCGGCGGCCUCGUCCGCUGCGUAUUCGGUUACAUCAUCUAUACAGACACAGAGGGACUUGACUUGGCGGGCGUGGUCCGAAACCUCUGCCAAUCGGCUGGCAAUGGAGGCUUGAUGAUAGUCUAUA